This is a messenger RNA of Austrofundulus limnaeus, 1437 nucleotides long. It is a transcript of the gene s1pr4, whose product is annotated as sphingosine-1-phosphate receptor 4. The record is from RefSeq and is a predicted model, not a curated record. Gene Ontology annotation, cellular component: membrane. Gene Ontology annotation, biological process: G protein-coupled receptor signaling pathway. Gene Ontology annotation, molecular function: sphingosine-1-phosphate receptor activity. Lineage: Eukaryota; Metazoa; Chordata; Actinopteri; Cyprinodontiformes; Rivulidae. The transcript has a single exon. The annotation marks the transcript as partial.
UACGCCAACGCCACCAACGCGAGCGCCGCCGGCGUCAGCCACGUCAUCCUGAGGCAUUACAACCACACGGGCCGCCUGCAGAACCGGACCGUGUCCAGCGCGCCGGGCCACAUCAGCGCCUCCAUGGCUGUCUUCCUCUUCGUCGGCAUCUUCAUCGUCCUGGAGAACCUGCUGGUGCUGGCGGCCGUCCUCUCCCGCAUCCGCCACAGCCGCCGCUGGGUGUACGUCUGCAUCGCCAACAUCACGCUCAGCGACCUCCUCACCGGCGCCGCCUACGUGGUCAACAUCUGCCUGUCGGGCAGCCAGACGUUCCGCCUCACCCCGGCCCUCUGGCUCUUCAGGGAGGGCCUGCUGUUCGUGGCCCUGGCGGCCUCCAUCUUCAGCCUGCUGCUGAUCGCCGUGGAGCGAUACACCACCAUGAUGAAGCCACUGCCCCAGAAGUCGGCCGCGAAGAGCUACUACCGGAUCUACGGCCUGGUGGCGCUUUGCUGGGUUUUGGCGCUGGUGAUUGGCUUCCUCCCCAUGCUGGGGUGGAACUGUGUGUGCAGCCUGGACGGAUGCUCCACCCUCCUCCCGCUCUACUCCAAGACCUACAUCCUUUUCUCCCUCGUCAUCUUCUUCCUCAUCCUCCUGGCCAUCGGAGUACUCUACGGCGCCAUCUACCGCCACGUCCACCGGAGCGCUCAGCUGGCGCCGCAGCGCAGCCGCAAGCGCUCCAUGAGUUUGCUCAAAACGGUCAUCAGCAUCGUGGCCAUCUUCAUGAUCUGCUGGGGCCCGCUGUUCGUGCUGCUCCUGGUGGAUUUCUUCUGCGCCUCCCGGCAGUGCUCCCUGCUGUCCAUCGCCGAUUUCUGUAUCACGCUGGCCGUGGUCAACUCGAGCCUGAACCCCAUCAUCUACGCGCUGGGCAGCGGCGACAUGCGGAAGGCCAUGGCCGAGCUGCUGUGCUGCUGCCUCUGCCGCCCGCAGAAGUUCACCUCCAAGGAGACCAGCAGCACCUCGGAGGGCCGGAGGGACAGCCUGAGGAACAGUUUCAACAGGGUCAGGAACCUGAGCGUAGCCUCGCCGCCGUCGACCCCGAGCAAGCCGCGCAGGAUGCCCAGAAAGUGCAGGCUGAGCACCACCACCAGCUGCCUGUCAGUUUCAAGUGGUUAAAAACCACAGAGCUCCCCUCCCAAGCAAACGAGACCUGUGUGCGCUGAAACACAUCGAACCGUUUCCUCCAAGUUCUGCUAUGAAUGUUCACUGCACUGAUAACAUGUUUGAAGAAAAACAGCUUGAAAUGAGACUCUAUUCUUGAAAAGAAUGCAAUAAURUAAACAUCAGACUUUCUUCUGUGUAGUUAUUUUUUUUUGCGUCAAUGCAUUUACUGCUUUACUGGAUUGUAUAUUUUUUAAUAGUCAAAUAAAAUGAUGUGUAUUUUUGAUUGAUUUUGUAUGC